CACACUCUCUCUCUCUAUACAUAUAUAUAUAUUAUGUCUAUACUUUUCUCUCUCUACAUCUCUCUGCCUAAGCAGCGACUAGCGAGAGAGGGAGUCUUUCCAUUUUUCCUCUCCGUGCCUCGCCGUAAAUCAACCUCAGCAACCCAUGAAACUUCAGCUCUCUUAAAGAUGGAUCGAGUUGAACUAAAUCAUAAUGGUGACUGCAUUGAGAACACCUCUGUGGAGUGGUUAGUCUUUUCAGAUUCCUCUGAAGCAUGUAAUGUCCUUGGAGAUAUAGAGGUGCGUCCUCGAGUUGGUGAUAGCUACCAGGCUGAAAUUCCACCAUUAAUCACAGAAUCUGACUAUCUUUUGUAUAAAAAGAAUCCAUUUGAACAAGGGUUCAUGCUUGCCACACCAUGUGAUUUUUUAAUGGGAUCAUCCAUUCCAAUCAUGAGGAUCAAUAAGGAAGAUGUGUACAUGAAACAUGAAAUGCAGGAAUCUCUUGGUGAUUCAAAUAGCUCAUCCAAUAAAAAUGGGCUCCAAGAAUCUGAAAGCUGCAAAGAGGCCCGGAUUCAUUUAAAAGGUGAAGCUUCAAAAAUAAAAGUUGAUUCUAUUGAUGUUGUGUGGGAAAGUGGAAUUGAACCGGGAAGGUCGAGUAAAUUGGCUUCGGAACAAGAAAGGAAAUGCAAAGUGCACCAGGUGUACAGAGGUCAAGGGUACUCUUUGGUUCCUGGCUCCUUUCGUAGUUCAUGGAGUAAUGUCGAACAAGCGAGUUUUGUCCUUGGUUUGUACAUCUUUGGGAAGAAUCUAGUUCAGGUGAAGAGAUUUAUGGAUGGUAAGACAAUGGGGGAUAUAUUGUCGUUUUAUUAUGGGAAGUUUUUUAAAUCUGAUGAAUACCGGAGAUGGUCUGAUUGCCGGAAGAUGAGAAGCAGAAGGUGUGUUUAUGGGCAAAGGAUUUUCACUGGAUUGAGGCAACAUGAAUUGUUGUCUCGUUUGUUUCUCCAUGUGUCAGAAGAAUGCCAAAAUACUUUGUCAGAGGUUUCAAAGACUUUUGUGGAGGGCAAAAUGUCACUGGAAGAAUAUGUGUUCACUCUAAAAGCCAUUGUUGGGAUGAACAAUCUUGUGGAGGCAGUUGGAAUUGGGAAAGGGAAAAAGGACCUCACAGGCAUUGCCGUAGAGCCUUUAAAAUCCAACCAUGCCGUUCCUAUGCGCCCAGAGAUGCCAAUUGGCAAGGCAUGCUCCUCUCUUUCACCCGAGGAAAUUAUUAAGUUUUUGACGGGAGAUUUUAGAUUAAGCAAGGCACGAUCUAGUGAUCUAUUUUGGGAAGCUGUUUGGCCCCGCUUGCUUGCAAGAGGUUGGCACUCGGAGCAGCCCAGGGGUGAAGGUUGUGGUUCGAAGCAUUCUUUGGUCUUUCUUUUGCCCGGUGUCAGAAAGUUCUCCAGGAAACUGGUGAAGGGAAACCACUAUUUUGAUUCUGUUAGCGAUGUUUUAACUAAAGUUGCUUCAGAGCCUGGUCUCCUUGAGCUUGAUGCCGAAGCAGAUGAAAGCAACAGAAAGGAGGAGGAGAAUGUGUGGAGUCUCGAAGCAAAACCAGUGAAGGAUGAUUUGUCUGAGCGCCGACGUCCCUGCUAUCUUCAGCCUCGAACUCCAAAUCGCAGUUCAGAUCUCAUGAAAUUUACUGUUGUAGACACAAGCUUGGGUGACAGAAAAACAUGUAAGGUGAGAGAACUGAGAAGCUUGCCGCUAGAGGUUUCAAAAAAGACCACCUUUGAAAGUCAUUCUGAAGAAAGUGACCGGGAUUGUUCUGAGGUGUCGUCUAAAGAUUCGGAUUCGGGCUCUGCUGAUCCCAUACUAUUUGAUCAAGAUUACGUUAAUGAUUCAAAUUCAAAAAAGACGCAAUCUGUUACUGGCGUAUUGCCCGACGAUAAGGAUCUCAAAAUUGGCUCUCCAGGCUGCGGCAUUGUGGAUCCUGGAAAUGGAACUGUCGAGAAUUCCAUGGACAUUAGCAAUGCCUGUGAUGGCAAGCAGGUGUGCAGCCAGAGGAGGGUGGAAGAAGACAAUUUGGAUAAUUUAGCCCCGGUAAGAAAAAAGCAGCGCAAAUUAUCAUCCUGCACUCGUGCUGCUGAUAUAACUCAUGCUCUGCACGGUUCCUCAGCGAGCCCCGGUAUGGAACAUGAGGAGCAAAGCUGCUGCUCAGAAACUACUGAUUCCAGCAAUCGACUCUAUGCGACAAGUUUACCCCGGAAAAGGGUCUCAACCACCGGCUCGCUGAAAGGGAGACCUGUCAAGAGCAGUCGUGGUAUGUUGUCAAAUACCAGCUUUAAUGGAGAAGUUCCAUCCAACAACCCUCAGCAGCAGACCUUGAUUGACCUGAACUUGCCUCGAGUAUCACCAGGCUCUGAAGCUGUUUUCGCCUCCACGAUGUGUUUGAGGGACGGGGAAGAUGAUCAAACCGGGAAGAAGCCUGAAAAUUGUACUGAACCAAAACCCUGCGCAGAUGUGGAUUGUUGUGAGCAGGAGCAGCUUAACAACAAUUCCCGGAGGCAGGGCACAAGAAACCGGCCGCCAACAGCAAGAGCAUUGGAAGCUCUUGCAAGCGGGUUUCUGACUAUCAACCGGAGGAGGGAGAAGAACAAACAAGUCUGUACCCGGAAGAGCUCACUGUCUAGAGCCUCCCAGCGCGCUGCCGGUGGAAUGUCGGACACUGUCACCGAGAGUUCAGGUCCUGGCAUCACGUCUUCCAAGAUGGAAGACGCCAGAAAUGGCGGGUGCAGCGACGGCAACAGCAACAACAUGUUCGGCAAGUUUCAGGUCCUAUCCGAGGGAAAUGCAGCAGCUCAAGUUUCCGGACCUUAGAUCAGAACCAUCUGUAAUAGUAGUAGCUACUCUCCUUGGUGUAGCCCAUCGUCAGAAAGGUGCUGACAGUCUUAUCGAUCAAUCGACGGGAGGAAGAUUCUACCCUUUUUUCAGGUGUGAGAACUGAUUGCACUAAUUAAUCAGUUAAUGGCUACUUCUGGUAGAGUGAGUGAGUUCAGUUCCAGUGCCAGUGUUUAUCUCUUUCUAAUAAGUUGUGACAUUGACAUUGACAGUGCUGUGCAUCCAUGGAGAAAAUAAUUGCCAGUGAUAAUCAAUUUUCUGUGUUUUUUUUUUUUUCCCCCUUUUUUAUGCAACAGAUAGAAAGAAAGGAGAAUGUUAUUUUGAUAAAUUCUUGUUAGAAUAA
This is a messenger RNA of Diospyros lotus (date-plum), 3199 nucleotides long. RefSeq lists its product as uncharacterized. The coding region runs from base 34 to 2835 and encodes 933 amino acids. NCBI's taxonomy places the organism in Eukaryota, Viridiplantae, Streptophyta, Magnoliopsida, Ericales, Ebenaceae. The transcript has 3 exons. The record is from RefSeq and is a predicted model, not a curated record. Gene Ontology annotation, molecular function: transcription corepressor activity. Gene Ontology annotation, cellular component: nucleus.